AUGGUUUCCAGUUCCCCCAAGAGCUACCUCAACCCCCCUCCAGUUCCCCCAAGAGCUACCUCAACCCCCCUCACCACUCCAGUUCCCCCAAGAGCUACCUCAACCCCCCUCCAGUUCCCCCAAGAGCUACCUCAACCCCCCUCACCACUCCAGUUCCCCCAAGAGCUACCUCAACCCCCCUCCAGUUCCCCCAAGAGCUACCUCAACCCUCCAGUUCCCCCAAGAGCUACCUCAACCCCCCUCCAGUUCACCCAAGAGCUACCUCAACCCCCCUCACCACUCCAGUUCCCCCAAGAGCUACCUCAACCCCCCUCCAGUUCCCCCAAGAGCUACCUCAACCCUCCAGUUCCCCCAAGAGCUACCUCAACCCCCCUCCAGUUCACCCAAGAGCUACCUCAACCCUCCAGUUCCCCCAAGAGCUACCUCAACCCCCCUCCAGUUCACCCAAGAGCUACCUCAACCCCCCUCACCACUCCAGUUCCCCCAAGAGCUACCUCAACCCCCCUCCAGUUCCACCAAGAGCUACCUCAACCCCCCUCCAGUUCCCCCAAGAGCUACCUCAACCCCCCUCACCACUCCAGUUCCCCCAAGAGCUACCUCAACCCCCCUCACCACUCCAGUUCCAUCUGGGAAGCUCUGAUGAUGGAUUUGACAUUCCUUGAGGGGGAAGUUGAUGUUUUUAGACUGAAUGCAUCAAGCUCAUGCCCUGGAAAUCGCUCAAAGCCCGACAUCAUCGAGGACAUCUCAUUCUACAAAAAGGCUGCCAUCUUUGAGAUCCGGUAUCGGCUUUCGAUAGUCAGUCGUAUUCCGCUUCACAGCUCACUAUGUCCUCCUACAACUUGCUUGACUUUCAAGUAUCUGACUCCGACGAUGAUGACCCUGUUCCACCUGCCAAUGUGCGCCGGAGCUCUCGCGUCUCGGGACUCCCCAUGGUCAAACCAUCCGUCUGAGCAGAUUCUGGAGCUACUGGAGAAACAAGGGAUCCCCGUCAAAAGCGGGACUCCGAGAGAAGACCUGCUCUCUAUGGCCCUGAGUAUUCUGGGUACUCUCUCCAUAUCCGACCAGGAGGAUAUCGCUUCCCCGGAGGCCCCAGCUCAGCCGAAAAAGGCAAGCCGAAAGCGCCCGGCUAAGCCUCCUCCAUCUCAGCCAGGAAAAAGGGCGUACAAAGCUCCGACGCGCCCCCAGCCUUCGGCCUCCCAAAUCCAAACUUCGCCGGCGUCCGAUCAAUCCAUCGUGGAUGCUAUCCUGUCUCUCACAUCGACAGUGAAAGGCCUCGAAGCAAGAAUGGAAGCCUUCGAGAGACCAUCAACUUCCACACCGGCAGCCUCUCUCAACAUCUCAGCGUUUUCCCACGCGCCGCUCCCCUCCACUUCCUCCUUCUUGCCAGCGGCGUUUCGCCCUCCCGCUCACUCCGCGGGCGCACCACUUACAGAAGCCUCCGCCCUAGCAGGUCUACAUACCUUCAACCUCGCUUCAGCGCUCCCAGCUCAAGAUCCGGCUCUCACGGCCAUCCCGCCACUUUUUGCCCUAAAAGCGUCAACAGGGAUCCGACGCCUGCUGCUAUCCAUGCUUUUGCAAAGAUCCCCACCCAAAGUCGGUCUGCCCCCGGCGAAUGAGGCCUCCUACGAGAGGGAAGCCUGCAACAACAUCAAAACAAUUCUAAGCGGGCAUCCCUCCACACCAAUUAAUGUGCCUGCCCUCUCUCACUUUCUGUCCUCUCACCCCGAUCCUUCUUUUGUUAAUUUUCUAAUCACAGGGCUUUCUCAAGGGUUUCGGGUCGGCGUCCUCUCCCCUUUGAGGACUUCCUAUGUGGCUAGGAAUUUAUUAUCUGCUCUGUCCGAACCACUUACUGUGUCGAGCCUGCUGGCCAGAGAAGUCAAUAAAGGCUACGUGGUUGGACCGUUCUCUUCUCCUCCUUUCUCUCCUUUUAGAGUAAAUUCAAUAGGAGUCACGACCCGCAAACAUUCAGGGAAAAAGCGCCUCAUCUUUGACAUGUCAUCUCCCCACUCUGAACGCGUAGCCAGCGUUAAUGAGUGUAUCCCCCUUUACCCCUUUUCCCUCUACUAUGCUUCUGUCGACAAUGCUGCCCACUUAAUCAAGAUAGCAGGCCAAGGUGCAUGGCUUUCGAAGGCCGAUAUCACAGACGCUUUCAAAGUCAUGCCCAUUCAUCCCUCUGAAUGGCCCCUUUUCUGGGUUAAGUGGGAGUCAAAAUUUUACUUCGCGGUUAGGCUGACAUUUGGCUGUAGGAGUAGUCCUCACAUUUUCAACUGCUUGUCAGAAGCAUUGUGUUGGAUCCUGCUUAACGUUUACAAAUUACCAUUCGUUCUCCAUCUCCUCGAUGAUUUUUUGCUCAUCGACUUCCCGUCCGCCAAGACUUCCGUGCUAGACACGCUUAGACAAACUUUCAGCACCAUAGGCGUCCCGCUCUCUGAGGAGAAAACCGUGGGUCCUCUUACGUCACUCGAAUUUCUAGGCAUUAUGCUGGACUCCGUCAAAAUGCAAGCUUCUCUUCCAGAAGAGAAACUCCUCAGAAUAAGGGCCAUUACCGCUUCGUUUGUGUCUUCUAGUGCGGUUUCUAAACGCGAACUUCUUUCGCUACUAGGCCAUCUAAAUUUCGCCAUGAGGAUAAUCCCUCAGGGCCGCUCAUUUAUUUCUCGUCUCCUAAAUCUGGCUCAUUCCGUCGAGAAGCUGUCUGAUCUAGUCCAGAUCGACGAAGGUAGCAGGUCCGACCUCAGGUUCUGGUCCCAGCUCCUUAACAAUUGGAACGGCAUUUCGUUUUUCUACAACGAAGUCCCUGAAUCUUCCGCUUCCCUCGAUUUGUUUACGGACGCGGCUCCUUCAGUGGGCUUUGGGGGGGUCUUCCAAGGGCAAUGGUUCGCAGAGAAAUGGCCAGCCGAGUUCUCCGCCUUUGCCCUUGGAUCUGCCUCUUCUGCUCUUCAUGAGCUCUACCCCGUCGUGGUUGCGAGUGUUUUAUGGGGUGGCUCUUGUUCUCGCAAACGCAUAACUCUUCAUUGCGAUAACGCGGCAGUCGUCGGCAUGAUAAAUAAAGGAAGGUCUUCAUCUGCCAUUAUCAUGCCACUACUUAGACGUCUAACAUGGCAAUCUGUGAUGCAUAAUUUCAUCAUUAACGCAGAACAUAUUCCUGGUUAUUGCAAUGUACUUGCUGAUGCGCUGUCUCGUUCUCGUUUUCAGGAGUUCAGGCGGCGAUGCCCAACAGCCAACCCGGAGCCGACACCAUGCCCAGCGUUCACAGACCUAAUUCUGGACUGAACGUCGAUUUGGAUUCUCUCCUAGCGUCAGCUAGAGUUUACAUGGAAAAAGGGGUAGCCCCAAAUACACUAAAAGCUUAUAAAUCGGCAUGGUCUUGGUUCACUAUUUUCUGCGGCUCACUCCAAUUACCCUUGUUUCCUGUUCUUAUUACUACUAUUUGCGCUUUCAUCGUUUACAGUUCCGAAUCACGUCGUCUUAAAAUUCCUACAAUUAGAAGAAUGUUAGCAGGGAUACAAUUCUAUGCCAAAUGCCAUGACCCUAACUUUUCUAGCUUAUUUUCUGUACCUUCCGUUCGCUGGCUUCUCAAAGGUCUCGCUAAAUCCACUCUCUCAG
Molecule: messenger RNA, 3603 nt
Organism: Alosa sapidissima (American shad)
Lineage: Eukaryota; Metazoa; Chordata; Actinopteri; Clupeiformes; Clupeidae
Exons: 5
Coding region: 1-3270 (1089 amino acids)
Source: RefSeq, a predicted model, not a curated record